AUGGCCACCGCGGACAUCAAGGUCGACAUGCAGGAGAAGGCGCAGCCCCGCUCUGCGAUGCCCGCCGCUGCCUGGGUGGCGAUCGGCGCGCUCUCCGCGCUCUUCCUCGGUACCCUCGGCUGGGCCAUCGGCGCCACCGCCGAGUGGCAGCAGGCCAAGGACAUGAACGUCCCGGAGAACUUCCGGUCGUUCCAGAAGCUCACCGACCCCUGGACGUACGGCGACAUCCUCGGUCCCCAGAUCUGGGGCGGGCUGUGCGAGACGGGCGUCUCGCAGACCCCGAUCGACCUCGCGAUCCCGGCGACGGUGGGCGACAAGGCGGGCGCACCGAUGACGCUGAACUGGGCGGAGCCGGGCUUCAAGCUGGACGGCGAGGUGGUCGACUCCGGGCACGGCACGAUGCAGAUCAACUUCGCGGCGGGCGGCACGCUGACCAAGUCGACCGGCGAGGUGUACCAGCUGGCGCAGAUCCACUGCCACGGCCCCUCGGAGCACCUGCGCGACGGCCGCGGCUCGCACAUCGAGUGCCACUACGUCCACCUGCGCGACAACCAGGGCGCCACGGAGAUCGCCGUCGUCGGCGUGUUCCUCAACGGCAACGGCAACGGCAACCCGCUGAUGCAGAUCAUGCUCGACAACGCCCCCGCCAAGCUCACGAGCUACUCCGAGAUGUUCGAGGCGGAGGUCUACACCAAGGACGACAUCCCCGGCGCCGACCACUCGCACCGCAAGCUCCUCGGCGGCGCCAAGAACCCGGGCAUCCCCGUGCAGGGCAUCGAGCCCGCCACGAUGCUGCCGACCAACCGCCGCGUGGCGACCUACUCGGGCUCGCUCACCACGCCGCCGUGCACGGAGGGCGUGUCGUGGUUCGUCAUGACCGAGGACGUGACCGCGUCCGCGGCCCAGGUCGUCGCGUUCCUCGACUACGUCGGCAACACGGAGAUCGCCGUCAACAACCGCCCCGUGCAGCCCCUCAACGGCCGCAAGGUGGAGUUCCACUCCGGCUAA
Pedinophyceae sp. YPF-701 is the source of this 1008-nucleotide messenger RNA. NCBI's taxonomy places the organism in Eukaryota, Viridiplantae, Chlorophyta, Pedinophyceae. The record is from the annotation of a GenBank genome assembly.